Sphaeramia orbicularis (orbiculate cardinalfish) is the source of this 3263-nucleotide messenger RNA. RefSeq names its product interferon regulatory factor 2 binding protein 2a (gene irf2bp2a). The record is from RefSeq and is a predicted model, not a curated record. Lineage: Eukaryota; Metazoa; Chordata; Actinopteri; Kurtiformes; Apogonidae. The transcript has 2 exons. Gene Ontology annotation, molecular function: transcription corepressor activity. The coding region runs from base 1305 to 2855 and encodes 516 amino acids. Gene Ontology annotation, biological process: regulation of transcription by RNA polymerase II. Gene Ontology annotation, cellular component: nucleus.
AGCAGUGCAGUCGUUAAUCAUGUUCCAGCUCACAGACAGUGUGUUUGUGUGUGUGAAAGGCUGAUUCAUUCCACUGUUAUUUCAUUUGGUGGCAGAUCUGGAUGACUUACUGCUCACUGCACUAGAAUCAGAUGUGGGCAGAGCUAUAUUCAUGCUGUAACCCCGAUCCAUUCAAGUUUACAACACACUGGUGGAAAUCCCCACCUCAUGACAGAACAGAGCUUCCUGGUUUCUGGCUAAUGGAGGCGCUUUUUCUGUGUUCUGUGAAGGGGGGGGGGGCGGUGUGCGCGCGGACACGAUUGUGUAACCGGUGCAAAAAAAACCCGAGGUCAGAACGUGUUCAAUAAAAACACAAUGAAAGGAGGAGGCUGUGCAAAACCCAAAAAGCCUCCAUAGUAAUGUGCCAAUAAAGCCUGUGUUGUGUUUGCGCUGCCGCUGACGGUGCGUGCGCGGCAGAUGCGCAUUUCCAGGAUCAGAUCAGACCACAUCGCCUACGUGUCGAGAAAGAGAAUGCGUUUGCGCUUGUUUUUGUUCGGCUCAGCCUCCUCAUUCAUUGCACAGCAGUAGUAGAGGAGCAGCUCAGCGGCGUCGAGCCUCCGCGCAUUGACAAAAAAAAACAAGCGCGUUUAAAGCCCCGCAUUCAGGACAAAGCGGCACCCCCACCCACCAGCACGUCGAACCCACGGACUCAUUUUUGACGGAGCAGGAGCGACGUUCGUGCAGGUUUGGAAGUGAAAAAACAUAAAAGAAGAAAAAAAAAACGGCGGACGGGGCUCGAGUGCUCGGGUCUGACGGGAGCGGCAGAGGAGCGGAGCGCGUGUGGAUGCGCGUCAAGUCAUUAAAUUAAAAUAAAAAGCAGUGAGUGACAGAGGCUGCAGUAAACCGGGGAAGGAGGAAGAAGAAGAAGAGGAGGAGGAGGGGGGGUCUGUCGAAGAAAUCAAGUCAAUAGAAACUUAAGUGGAAGCAGGCGUUUAGAGCUCCUGGUGACGUCACUGGUCCACAUUGAGCCAGUAGUAGAGACUCGGUGGAUGUAGACAGAGGAGUACACACCGACAUGAACUUCUCCCUCUGAAACUUCGCCGUUGUUUUCGCGGAGAGGACGCGUCUACGCCUCGGUGUGUUUUUUUUUUUCCUCGACGCACACGGAACUGCGCCUUUUUCACGGAGCUCGGGCGCACGGGGAGCGCGAGGCUUCGUUUUGGGUUUCUGGUUGUUUUUUUUUCUUUCUUGGGGGGGGAGAUCGGAUCGACUCCACCGACGACGACGACCGACCGACCGACCGGGCAGCUCGGCUCAGCUCAGCUAUGUCGUCCGCGGCGGUCGCUGCUUCUUCCAGGCGGCAGUCGUGCUAUUUGUGCGACCUGCCCCGCAUGCCGUGGGCCAUGAUCUGGGAUUUUACGGAGCCGGUGUGCAGGGGAUGUGUCAACUACGAAGGAGCGGACCGGAUCGAGUUUGUGAUCGAGACGGCCCGGCAGCUCAAGAGGGCGCACGGCUUUCAGGAGGGUCGGUCUCCGGGGCCGGGCAAGUCCCAGCUCUCCGGGAAGGACAUCCAGGCCAUCAACCACGCGGCGGCCGGAGACCCGGGCUCCCGGCCGCCGCAGCCGCUGGACCGGUACCCGCUGUCCUCCGAGCGCCCGCCCCGGCUCGGCCCCGAGUACCAGUCCGGCCGGCAGGCGAACGGCAUCCCCGUCCCCAAUGGAUUUCCUAAACCCGACGAACCCCCGGAGCUGAACCGCCAGAGCCCGAACCCCCGCAGGAAUAGCACCGUGCCCCCGAAUCUAGUGCCUUUGGUGAACGGGGGCCCGGUGCCCCAGGUGCACAGCGUUAACGGGCAGCGCAUGGGGCUGCCCUCCGCGCUCGGCACCGGGAGCCCCGCGGACCUGGCCAAGAGACCCGCGUCCGUGUCGAGCACCGAGCACGAGCGGGAGGUGAAGGAGAAGCACCGACCCGACAGCCUGACACCGGAGAUCGGCGACGGACACAAGAACCGGGCGGACGCCGACUGGAUGGGCAAAGGCAAGACGGUCCGGGACCUGAUGGCGCUGCACACGUUCGACAACCGGUUCAAGAAGGACCACGCGGCCAUGCAACAAAGGGUGAUGGGGUACGAGCCCAGCGCCGCCGCCUCCAAGUCCGACAGAGGAAAACACCCCCGGAACAUGAAGAGAAAAGCCUCCCCGGAGCCCGAGGGCGAGGGCACGGCGGCCAAGCUCAACGGAGACGGCCAGCAGUGGCUACCGCCGCCCAACGACGGACUCAAAAUGCCCCCGGUGCCCCCGCCCAACUUCGCCUCCCCCCCUUCCACAAUAUCCCCCCACUCCCGCACCACCCCACCGGAGGCGGCCCAGAACGGCCAGUCCCCCAUGGCGGCCCUCAUCAUGGCGGCGGAUAACGCGGGCGGGAACAGCUCCCCCAAGGACGCCAACCAGGUCCACUCCACCACCCGCAGGAACAGCAGCAGCCCCCUGUCGCCGUCCUCCAUGAACCAGAGGAGGCUGGCGCAGAGAGACGCGUCCGGCGCCGGCACCCCCCACGUGCCCGGCAUGGACCAGGUGCACCCCCAGAGCAUUCCGGACUCCUCGGUACCGGGCAGCAUACCGCUGUGCUGCACGCUGUGCCACGAGCGUUUGGAGGACACACACUUUGUUCAGUGCCCGUCGGUUCCUUCUCACAAGUUCUGCUUCCCGUGUUCGAGGGAGAGCAUAAAGCAACAAGGCGCCACGGGCGAAGUGUACUGUCCGAGCGGAGAGAAAUGUCCCCUGGUCGGCUCCAACGUACCGUGGGCUUUCAUGCAAGGAGAAAUCGCCACCAUCCUCGCAGGAGACGUCAAAGUAAAAAAGGAGAGGGACCCUUGAUUUGGUCUGAACUACUUCUUUGGGGUCGGGGGAAUUAAAAAUAUGAGUAUAAAUAUAUAAAUAUCACAUACAUACCAUUCAAACAAACUAACGGACUUGUACAUAUUGGACCCAAGGGAAGAGUAUACUUCGUAAACAUGGUUGUAUAAUUUUUGAUUUUUGAAUACAUUGUGUUUCUAUAUUUUUGAAGAUAAAGGUAUGUACUCAUUAUAAUGGACUACGUUCCCUCUUUGUUGAUGUUUAACAAAAAUUCUUGAUGUACUUCUAGGUCUGGUGGCAGUUCCUGUUUAACGUAGAAUGUGACUAAUGCUACUCUACGAGCACUUGGCAAAAACUGAAAAUGCUUUUAGCUGUACUUGUAUGCACUUGUUUAAAAAUUGCCAAAUACAAUUUCUGAUCUUGUAUGAA